Messenger RNA from Centrocercus urophasianus (Greater sage-grouse), 3325 nucleotides. Its product is annotated as beta-Ala-His dipeptidase-like. Gene Ontology annotation, molecular function: metallodipeptidase activity. The record is from RefSeq and is a predicted model, not a curated record. The transcript has 13 exons. Gene Ontology annotation, biological process: proteolysis. Lineage: Eukaryota; Metazoa; Chordata; Aves; Galliformes; Phasianidae. Gene Ontology annotation, cellular component: cytosol. Bases 1702 to 3186 code for a protein of 494 amino acids.
CACUCACACAAGUGAUAGUGAAAGUGAGUGGGUGAAAUCUAUAAGCAGAUUUGGGAGAGAAGCAUCACUCAUUACAAUUACUGACACUGGGCUUCAAAGUAUCUUUUGGAAACACUCAGUUCCAGCACUUUCUGAAGUUAAGUUUAAAAAAAAAAAAAAUCUCUUAAGGGUUUGCUAAUCUGAAUUGGAUUUGACUCACUGUUUCUGACCUCCUAGACAAGCAUUAGCAGGUUAAGAUAGGCAAAUAUUUUAAGUAAUGAUGCUUUGCUCUGAGAAGUGCCUGAGAGUAUGGUGCAUUCCUACAAGUCCUGUAUAGUGAUGAGUAAAGUAGCAUCUGCUGCAUCUGUAGGGAACUACAGUAAGUAGUAAUGCCCUAUGUCUGAUUUUUACUGUUGCUGGCGAUCUGGAGUCUUUACUGUGAAAGACUAUUGAGGCAGGAAGGAGGCUUCUGUUCUCACUAUACAUCUUUUAGAGCUUCUCUGUCUGCCCCUUUUUUUUUUUUUUUUUAAAUGGAAGUUUAAACAUUGCACUUGUACUUGCAGCUGGGGUACAGGCUGAGACCUGCAUCAUAUGGCCAUUUUGGUACUUGCAAGUACCAAGCUUCUCUAGUAACAUGAGGUUCUCACCUCCCAGUGAUGCUGAAAUCUGGUAUGUGCAAGAUGGCACGUGUAAGUAUUCAGGGGUCAUCUGUAUGUGGAGACCAACUGGUUAUAUAGGACAACAUGUCCAAGCAAUCAGUAUGUUUAAAGCAGCUUCCCUAGUUACUGAGUUGAUGGCUCAUACUUCUUUAAAUAGAGUGACUGUCUGAAAAGGGUUAGGGUGAGUUUAUAUUGCUUUUCUACCUAUUAAUUUGAGAAGUAUAAAAACUUCUAAAAUCCACUUCAUGGACUGAGGGUAAUGAGUUUCUCACAGUGUGUAAAGGAACUUACUUAAAUGGUCAGAAAACUGAUAAUAUCAUGAACUAUGUUCAGAAAGCAUGUUUAUAGUUGUCAUUUCUAACUGUUGUAUUGAGAAUCAGUCAAUUGACUCAAGUUCUGCACUAAAGAUUCUGCUUAAGGUCCUACACUUCCUGAAUAAUCAUGGUAUGGCAGAGCAGUGAAAAUUGUCCAAAACAGCAUUAGGUAUGUUAAGGAAUUUCUGGAAGAGGCUUGGAAACAGAUUCUAUUGGACAGACUGCAGGAAUAUUCCAGCAUGGGGUGAGUGUCAAGCCCUGUGGGGAAAAAAACUUAGAAUAAGAUUUUGUCCCUAAGCAAAAUGAGCACUGAAGUGUAAGUUGCUAAAGUAAUAGGGCCUUUAUAAAACUAAAUGGACUUUUGUAUGGGAACUGCUGAAUCAUGGCCUGAACCUCUGAUUGACCACCUAAGGCAAACAAUGAGUCAGCACUGGGAAUGCAGGUGAAAGCAAUUCACCUGUGCUACUGGAAGGGGUGGAGCCUGGCUCUACCUCUCCUAGACCCCAUUUAAGAGCUGACUACCACUGGGAAAGGAUAUCUUUUGGAGAUCACUCCUCUUGGAGCAUACUCAGCAAGCCCAGGGCAAGGUCACCAUUUCCGUGGGGCAGAUUUACACAGGAACAACUUUACAGAGGUGCAGGGCUGCAGUCUCCAAUUUAUCUGAGCAGAGAAUAUUAAUACCAGCUCUCUAUUUACAGGAAAACAAAGAUAGUGCCCACCUCAGCCUUGUGCUGCUCUUUAAGGCAAGAAUGUCCUUGUCAUCCAUUUCAGUGCUGGAGACUGAGAUCUUCAACUACAUUGAUGCACAUCAAAGUGACUUCAUUGAGAAUCUCAAGGAAUGGGUGGCUGUGGAAAGUGAUUCUGUGCAACCAGACCUGAGGAAAGAAGUUGUACGCAUGAUGUCAUUGGCAGCAGCCAGGCUUGCAGCUUUGGGAGCCACUGUUAAUUCAGUAAGCCUGGGGUCACAGCAGUUGCUGAAUGGCCAGCACCUUCCACUGCCACCUGUCAUUCUUGGGAAACUUGGCAAGGAUCCCCAAAACCUCACCGUCUGUUUCUAUGGCCACGUGGAUGUACAGCCUGCCAAAAAAGAAGAUGGCUGGAAAACUGACCCUUUCACAUUGACUGAAAUCAAUGGAAAUCUCUAUGGGCGUGGAGCAACAGAUAAUAAAGGGCCUGUGUUGGCUUGGAUAAAUGCAGUGGAAACGUUUAGAGCCUUGAAAAUAGCUAUGCCAGUAAACUUCAAGUUUGUUAUUGAAGGCAUGGAGGAAGCAGGGUCUCUGGGGCUGGAGAAGCUUCUUGAAGAAGAAAAACAGGGCUUUUUAUCAGACGUUGAUUACAUUGUGAUUUCAGACAACCUCUGGCUCAGCAAGAAGAAGCCUGCCCUUAUAUGUGGGACUCGAGGCAAUGCCUGCUUCUCCGUGGAGGUAGAAGGUGGUGACAAGGAUCUUCACUCUGGAACUUUUGGAGGCAUCAUUCACGAGCCGCUGACUGACCUGAUAGCUCUGCUGGACAGCCUUGUAGAUCCCACAGGUCAUAUUCAGAUCCCUGGAAUCUAUGAUGCUGUCGCUGCCCUGACAGAUGAGGAUAAGAAAUUGUGUGAAUCUACUGAAUAUGAUAUAGAGGAACACAAAAAUAAUAGUGGAGUGAAAAAACUCCUCUACAGCACCAAGGAAGAAAUACUUCUACACCUGUGGCAUUAUCCUUCUCUCUCUAUUCAUGGGAUUGAAGGAGCUUUUCAUGAACCAGGAAUUAAAACAGUAAUUCCAGCAAAAGUCAUAGGGAAAUUCUCAAUCCGCCAAGUCCCCAACAUGGAUCUUUCAGAUGUGAAACAACAGGUGGUGGACCAUUUGGAGAAUGUAUUUGCCAAGAGGAACAGUCCAAACAAACUGAAGGUGUCCAUGCCCCUGGGUGCCAAACCUUGGAUCGCUGAUGUUAAUGAUCCACUAUAUAAAGCAGCAAAAAGGGCAAUAAGAACAGUUUUUGGAGAAGAUCCAGAUUUCAUUCGGGAUGGUUCAACAAUUCCUAUUGCCAGAAUCUUUCAGACUAUAACACAGAAAAGGGUGAUAAUGUUUCCGAUUGGAGCAGCUGAUGAUGGAGAACACUCCCAGAAUGAGAAAAUAAGCAGACACAACUAUAUUGAAGGAGCAAAAGUGUUUGCAGCCUUUUUCCUGGAGAUAUCAAAGCUACGUGGGCAGUCGCAUGAAACUUCCAACCCAAGGACCAACGACUGGUAGACCCUCACAACCAAAUUAUUUAAGCACAUUUUAGUUCUUAUGCUUUGUAAUCGCUACCACUGAUCUGGAAAAACACAUAAAUCACAUGUUCAACAGGCCUGAAUGUGAGGAAAAAUAAAUACUGUGCUAUUUUUUGGUA